GCUAGAAGAGAUAACUCUUAAAUAUAACAUAUAUAUUUUUUACAUAUGUCGCGUUAAUAAAGGACAACAUGUAUUUUAAUUUUAAUUUAUUCAUUAUCGUAAUUAAUUUCUCGUCAUUAAUUGCUGCACAAAAUUCUACAAUACAACGGCAACCUCCAUCUACAUCUACGCCGAAUCCGAAUAAAUUUUUCAAGAAGCCGGAUAAAAAGUUGGUUGAUAAAACGUUCGAUAGGGACUUGACAGAUUGGUUGUUUACUGGAUGUUGGAAUGGUGGAAGUAAUAAUCAACCGAAUAAAUGCUCACCGUAUCACACUGCAAUCGAAUAUCCUGGUUACGACGGAUGGAACAAUAACGUUGGUAGACCAGAACUAGGUGCAGUCGAUACUUCGUUGUUAAGAAGACUGCCAGCAGCUUACGAAGAUGGAGUGUAUAAACCUUCAGGCUCUAAAAGACCAGAACCAUUAGAAAUAAGUGAGAAGCUGCUGAGUGGAAAAAUUGGAUCUAAAUCAAGAACGGGAAGAAACGCUCUACUUGUAUUUUUCGGUCAACAGGUGGUGGAGGAAAUUUUAGAUGCUCAAAGACCAGCGUGCCCACCCGAGUAUAUCAACAUAAACAUUCCGAAAAACCAUCGGUACAGAAUUAAACCAGGACACACGAAAAUGCCCGUUUUACGUACACGAUACGAUCAUCAGACGGGUCAUUCGCCGAAUAAUCCUCGUCAACAGCUGAACGAGAUUACGCCAUACUUAGACGGUGGAUUGAUUUACGGUACGUCCAAAGCGUGGUCCGACGUUUUAAGAACGAAUGCCAGUGGAAUAUUGCAGAAGGACGGACAACUCGCAUCGUCGGAGUUUCCUCUGUAUCCCGAUUAUAAUACCGUUAGAUUACCGAUGGCCAAUCCACCGCCGCCUAUUCAUCAUCAUCAAUAUGUUUCACGACAUUAUACCGAGAGCGUUAGCAGAUAUUUCAAAUUAGGAAAUCCUCGGGGGAAUGAAAAUCCGUUCCUGCUGACUUUCGGUAUAAUAUGGUUCAGGUGGCACAAUUUUAUAGCAUCGCAUAUUAAACGUCACAAUCCAAACUGGUCGAGCGACAAAAUUUAUAACGAAGCGCGUAAAUGGGUGAUUGCGACUCAGCAAAACAUUAUCGUCAACGAAUGGUUGCCUUCGUGGUUGGGAAACGGGCUUCCUACGUACCAAGGUUACAAUCCCAAUAUCGAUCCGCAGAUAGAUCAAUUUUUCCAAUCGGCCGCUUUUCGCUUUGGGCACACCUUGGUUCCACCAGGUGUGUACUUACGCAACUAUGGAAGGAAUAAUUGCUCCUUGGAAUCAUAUCCAAUUAGAACAUGCAAUAAUUACUGGAUGUCGCAGAAUUCUCUCUAUGCCAAUUUAACAAGAAUAAAAGAUGUUAUCGAUGUGGAAAAAUUAUUAAUGGGGAUGGCUAUUCAAUUGUGCGAAGAGGAGGAUCAUAAAAUCAUUGAAGAUCUGCGGGGCAGUUUAUUCGGUCCACUAGAAUUUUCCAGAAGAGACUUAAUGGCACUUAAUAUUCAGAGAGGACGUGACCAUGGGGUACCUGAUUACAAUAGCGCUCGUCGUGCCUACGGUCUCGCGGAAGUUAAACACGUAUCUCAUUUUAAUUGCGUGGAUGUAUCCAUCCAGGAGGAAUUUCUCAGAUUGUACAAGAAUUCGUUUGAUGACGUGGACGUCUGGGUAGGCGGAAUACUAGAGACUGAUGAUGGACCCGGAGAGUUGUUUCAAAGAAUCAUCCGUGAUCAGUUUCAGCGAAUACGCGAUGGUGAUAGGUUUUGGUAUAAUAAUACCGCAAAUGGACUUUUCACUGAAGAGGAAGUUGAAAGAUUGGAACAAUUAACAUUUUACGAUGUGCUAAUGUGCACCACUAAAAUGGAUUGGAACGAUAUUUCGAGGAAUCCUUUUAGAGUUCCUAACUCAGCAAAUGAUAUACAUCCCAAUUGUAUUAAUAAUAAAAUUGUGAAGGAAGGCAAAUGUACAAAUGGUCUUUGUUUUCACGCAGAUCAAAUAAACGAAUACACAAUUGAAAAUUGCACAGAACCUGAAACUUAUGACUAUUUCUCGAAUAGCAGCAUGUCCUUCAUCUUUACGUUUUUAGGCAUAUCAACAUUAUUCUGUGGUUUUAUUACAUUAAUCGUUUUUAAGAUACAAUUCAAAGAUAAGAAAUUAGCGAAAGAAAAUGUUAGGAAAGUAGAUUACAGUGAUGACAUAGACAUUAUACAUACUGCUAGCGAAUGGCAAGAUCCAAAAGCUUCACUGAGACGCGUAUUAUUAGUGCCAAAUAUAAGAAAGAAACAACUGGAAGUGAAAAAUCAAUUGGGACAUUUGAUACGUGCAGUGGAUUUUCCAUCCAAUAGCAACAUCACGAUUUAUUGCACAACUGACAGUCAUUAUAUGUUGAUUCGUGUACACCACAAUUACGAUUUAGUGCUCAAGUUUGAUUCUGAUUUUUUGAGAAGUGCAUUUAUAAAAGCAUUCGAAAAAUUUAUAUCAGAAAUUGCGACGUCUGAGGAUGCACGCUUAGUGCAAAUGAUGACUAAUACCACGCAUGCAGUGUUACUCAAGCAAGCGAUAACUAAGAAACACCGUCAAAAAAAAUUAGAAAUGUUUUUCCGUGUUGUAUUUGCCCAGGCGUUCCAUAUCGCGCAUACAGAAGAAGAAAUCUUACAAAUAGAUUCGACAGUGGCACGAGAAGUAAUUUACACCGAGUUGACAAUCAUAGAAUUUGCGGAAGCCCUGAGUAUGAGACCGGACGCCGAGUUCGUAAAAAAGAUAUUUUAUCUAGUCGAUAAGGAUAAGAAUGGCUUCAUAUCGUUUCGAGAGUUUGUUGAUAUGUUGGUCAUAUUUUUGAAAGGCUCUGCUGAAGAGAAGAUGAAGUUGAUGUUUGAUAUGUAUGAUAUCAAUGGAACCGGAAGAUUGAAGAGAGAGGAGUUCUCAAAUAUGUUAAGAUCCUUUAUGGAGACUGUCAACGCUGAUGUCAGGGAUGAUGAGCUGGAAGCUUUGGUGCAGUCUAUGAUGUAUCACGCUGACUUGGCGAAUAAAGAAACCAUAAAUCUACAAGACUUUCAACAAAUACUAAGUGAUUUUAAUAAUAAAUUUAAUUACGCAGAGUUGGAAUUCAACGUAUCUACAGACGGAAAAAACAGGAAACUUCACGCGGGUGUGAAAACAGUUAGAUCAACGUUUAUUGGCGAGGUACAAAAGACGGUGGAGAGUCUGUAUGCUGAUCCAAGCGAAUUGCAAUCCAGAGUUGAAGGCAAAGCUGAAAGCAAAAUUGAACAAGAGCAGAACACAAAGGAAGAAAAAAGUAAUAAUGAAAUUAUCGACGAAAAAAUUGUCGAAGAAAUAAAAAAACGCUCGGACGAUUAUUGGUACCCUCUAAUGAAAUAUGUUGCUAACAAACGAUUGCAGAUAUUUUGGGCAUGUUUAUACACUUUGUUACUGCUUGGAAUUUUCGCAGAGCGAGUAUAUUAUUACUCUGUACAACGGGAACAUUCUGGUUUGAGACGAAUAUUAGGCUAUGGCUUGACUAUAACAAGAGGUGCAGCGUCAGCUAUGAUGUUUACUUAUUCUACGUUAUUACUUACGAUGUGUCACAAUACUAUUACUAUUCUAAGAAGUACAAUUUUGCAAUUCUACGUUCCGUUCGAUUCAGCAAUCGAAAUGCAUAAAUAUAUCGCUUAUUGGGCAUUGGCGUUUAGUGUGUUACACAUAAUUGGACAUGGCUUCAACUUUUAUCAUAUAUCUACACAAACUGCCGAUGAUCUGACGUGUUUAUUUCGCAAUUAUUUCCAUGCGACGCACCAACUUCCUAAAUUCCACUAUUGGUGUUGGGGUACAAUGACAGGUAUAACGGGAGUAUUUUUAACGAUUUUGACUGGAUUAAUAUUUAUGUGCUCGUUAUCGAUAGUACGCAAAUCAUUUUACAACUGGUUCUCUUUCGUACAUUCCUUGUAUCCGGUUUUCUAUAUACUAAUGAUUUUACAUGGUAGUGGAAGAUUAGUACAAGAGCCAUACUUCCAUUAUUUCUUUCUGGGACCAGCCAUUCUAUUUAUUCUCGAUAAAGUCGUAACUGUAACUAGAACAACAAUAGAAAUACCAAUACUUAAAGCAGAAAUUCUGCCAUCAGGUGUAACAUGUAUAACAUUUCUCAAACCAUUAAAUUUUCAAUAUAAAUCUGGUCAAUGGAUUAGAAUAGCGUGUCCAGCGUUACAGACAAACGAGUACCAUCCGUUUACUUUAUCUUCUGCACCACACGAAACAAACUUAAGUAUACAUGUACGAGCGGUUGGACCAUGGACCACAAAUAUCAGAGAGAAGCUAGAGAUGUGCACAAUGUCAAAUAAAAACUUACCAAUGAUUCAUAUAGAUGGCCCAUAUGGAGAAGGUCAUCAAGAUUGGGAUAAAUAUCAAGUAGCAAUCAUGGUCGGUGGAGGUAUAGGAGUCACACCCUUUGCAUCAAUACUCAAAGAUAUUGUUUUCAAGUCAAAUUGCCAUUUAAACUUUGGUUGCAAGAAGGUAUAUUUUCUUUGGGUAACAAGAACACAAAAACAAUUUGAAUGGAUGAUUGAUAUAUUAAGAGAGCUUGAAAAAAUAGAUGUUAAUAACACAGUAUCCAUUCAUAUUUUUAUUACUCAAUUUUAUCAAAAAUUUGACCUACGUACGAUACUUUUGUACAUUUGUGAACGUCAUUUUCAAAAGAUUUCAAAUAAAUCUUUGUUUACUGGCUUAAAGGCUGUAACACAUUUUGGACGACCAAAGUUUUCUCAAUUUUUCCUAUCUAUAGAAAAAUUACAUCCUACUACAAAUAAGAUAGGUGUUUUCAGUUGUGGUACACCAGCUAUGACACAAGCAGUAGACGCAGCUUGCAAAACUAUUAAUCUAACAGAAAUUAAUGAUACGUUAUUUCAACACCAUUAUAAAAGUUUCUGACUUUUAUGAAUAGUUGGUAUCAAAUUCUAUAUUUGAGUACCUAUACCCAAAGACUUUCGGAUAUUUUUCAUAUUAAUUAUAAUUUGAAUAAAUCUUAAUUUUUGUAGCUUAUGGUUGUUUCUAAUAAAUUACAUAUUUAUAAAAUAAGCAUUAUAACAUGAGAUAAAUUUCAUGUUGUAUUAUUUCAUGUUCGCAUUAAUGUUAAGAUUUUACAAUAUACAAGUAUUUUCUUCAUCAAUCAAUUGUAUAUGUGUCAUGCAUAUAAUUAUUACAAUAAAAUUGUGUGAUAAUUUAAUAAUA
Messenger RNA from Wasmannia auropunctata (little fire ant), 5258 nucleotides. RefSeq names its product dual oxidase 2-like. Gene Ontology annotation, molecular function: superoxide-generating NAD(P)H oxidase activity; heme binding; calcium ion binding. Gene Ontology annotation, cellular component: plasma membrane; NADPH oxidase complex. NCBI's taxonomy places the organism in Eukaryota, Metazoa, Arthropoda, Insecta, Hymenoptera, Formicidae. The transcript has 26 exons. The record is from RefSeq and is a predicted model, not a curated record. Gene Ontology annotation, biological process: response to oxidative stress; defense response; superoxide anion generation. The coding region runs from base 69 to 4958 and encodes 1629 amino acids.